Ectocarpus siliculosus is the source of this 1008-nucleotide messenger RNA. The record is from the annotation of a GenBank genome assembly. NCBI's taxonomy places the organism in Eukaryota, Phaeophyceae, Ectocarpales, Ectocarpaceae.
AUGGUCGGCAACGGAGGCAGCCGUCGAAAGGAAGACGCUAGACAUAGCGAUUCUAGUGAUGAUGAUGAUGACGACGACGAAGACCAAGAGCCGGAAGGACCGCCGCAGAAGUUUGUGCUGGCCGGGGACGAUACGGGCAGCGGCAUCGAAUACAACAUCCUAGACCCAGAGUCUUGGCAGAAGCUGGAGCACUAUUGUAAGAAAUGGGGCAUCAAGCAAGCGCACCUCGAGUCGAUCUACUCUCGGUUCGCCCGCACUAUCAUCAGGACGGAGCACCUGGAUUUCACGCUCAAGCCCCAGUACCACGCAAGUCUGGAUUUCCUGGCGGACGAGUUCAUGACGACAGCAGGGGAGUUCGCCGCUCAGAUCUUCAUCCAGACGUGGUUCUUGCGCCGCAAGCGAGGGCUAGCACCGCCGCAGGAUCGGCGGUGUGUCGACUUCACUCGGCUGGUCAUCAUGUGCUCCGAUCUGGCACGCCUGGGGGACUACGAGCUGUUGAUCAACCUGUGGGCAUGCGUCUUACACAGGUUCAGCGGCAUUCUACCCACUGGCACGGUCGACUUGGACACGCGUGUCAACGUCGAGCUGGUUAGGGAAGUGAUCACUGUGCUGCACACGGCCCUCGAUAAGAAGCUCGACCUCUUGAUCGGCAUGCUCCUGGAAGAGUCCGAAGAAGUCGAAAUACAGGGGGACGUUGCGAGCACGCGAGGACUUUCCAGCACCAGCAGCGGCGGCGGCGGCGGCGGCGGCGGCGGUACAACAAGGACAGGGGAGGAGGGGCAACGCAAAAUCAUCCACAAGAGCAACGGGGAGGAGGCGGAGGGGGCGCCGUCGCAAGCGCAGCGGCGAAGAUACCUGACGCUCCGGAGCAUCCUCCGUUUUAGCUUCCAGCACCCCCCCCUGAUGUUCCCAGUUGUGCAGUUCCAGCGAGUGCUCAGGUGUAAAAUCAUCGGUGAGGAGGGGAAGGAGGGUGGGGGGGUAAAGUGCUCGUCUCUUUUGCUUCAUUGA